Messenger RNA from Gaeumannomyces tritici R3-111a-1, 1834 nucleotides. Its product is annotated as tubulin beta chain. Gene Ontology annotation, cellular component: cytoplasm; microtubule. The transcript has 7 exons. NCBI's taxonomy places the organism in Eukaryota, Fungi, Ascomycota, Sordariomycetes, Magnaporthales, Magnaporthaceae. Gene Ontology annotation, biological process: microtubule cytoskeleton organization; mitotic cell cycle. The record is from RefSeq and is a predicted model, not a curated record. Gene Ontology annotation, molecular function: structural constituent of cytoskeleton; GTPase activity; GTP binding. The coding region runs from base 138 to 1481 and encodes 447 amino acids.
GCAACCGCAAACAACCACAACCACAACCACAACCACAACCACAUCUCUGCUCGCUCUCCCAUCCAACGUCCUUUUCCGCCUCGCUCCAUCAUUGCAAUCACAAACACCCACCAGCUCACACCCAGACAGUAGCCAAAAUGCGCGAGAUUGUCCACCUCCAGACCGGCCAGUGCGGUAACCAAAUCGGUGCUGCCUUCUGGCAGACCAUUUCUAGCGAGCACGGUCUCGACAGCAAUGGCGUGUACAACGGCACCUCGGAGCUCCAGCUCGAGCGCAUGAGUGUCUACUUCAACGAGGCCUCCGGCAACAAGCAUGUCCCCCGUGCCGUCCUCGUCGAUCUCGAGCCCGGCACCAUGGACGCCGUACGCGCCGGUCCCUUCGGCCAGCUGUUCCGCCCCGACAACUUCGUUUUCGGCCAGUCUGGUGCUGGCAACAACUGGGCCAAGGGUCACUACACCGAGGGUGCUGAGCUGGUCGACCAGGUUCUUGAUGUCGUCCGCCGCGAGGCUGAGGGCUGCGACUGCCUGCAGGGUUUCCAGAUCACCCACUCUCUAGGUGGUGGUACCGGUGCCGGUAUGGGUACCCUCCUGAUUUCCAAGAUCCGCGAGGAGUUCCCCGACCGCAUGAUGGCCACCUUCUCGGUCGUGCCCUCGCCCAAGGUCUCGGACACUGUCGUCGAGCCCUACAAUGCCACCCUCUCGGUCCACCAGCUGGUCGAGAACUCGGACGAGACCUUCUGCAUCGACAACGAGGCUCUGUACGACAUCUGCAUGCGCACCCUGAAGCUGUCGAACCCCUCGUACGGCGACCUGAACUACCUCGUCUCGGCCGUCAUGUCGGGCGUCACCACCUGCCUGCGUUUCCCCGGUCAGCUGAACUCUGACCUGCGUAAGCUUGCCGUCAACAUGGUUCCCUUCCCCCGUCUGCACUUCUUCAUGGUCGGCUUCGCUCCCCUGACUAGCCGCGGCGCCCACUCAUUCCGCGCCGUCACGGUGCCCGAGUUGACCCAGCAGAUGUUCGACCCCAAGAACAUGAUGGCUGCCUCGGACUUCCGCAACGGUCGCUACCUGACCUGCUCUGCUAUUUUCCGUGGUAAGGUCUCCAUGAAGGAGGUCGAGGACCAGAUGCGCAACAUCCAGAACAAGAACUCGUCGUACUUCGUCGAGUGGAUUCCCAACAACAUCCAGACCGCCCUCUGCUCAAUCCCUCCCCGGGGCCUGAAGAUGUCGUCGACCUUCAUCGGAAACUCGACUGCCAUACAAGAGCUCUUCAAGCGUGUUGGUGAGCAGUUCACUGCCAUGUUCAGGCGCAAGGCUUUCCUUCAUUGGUACACUGGCGAGGGUAUGGACGAGAUGGAGUUCACUGAGGCCGAGUCCAACAUGAACGAUCUGGUCUCGGAGUACCAGCAGUACCAGGAUGCUGGCGUCGACGAGGAGGAGGAGUACGAGGAGGACGAGGCUCCUCUUGAGGCCGAGGAGUAAACGGCCGCCUGAUUGCUUCUUUGCAGCUCCUCGCGUCUCCGGUCAUGGGAUAGCACUUACGGAGUAGAUUUACCUGGCAUAUGUCGCUCUUUGGGAAGUCAUUAAGGCUUGGUGUGUCGAAACUACUUGUUGGUCACAGGAUCUGGGGGGGUUGGUGCCCAACUGGCCUAGACUCUAAUACGGGCCAGUUGGUGGUUACUGAAGCCAUGGCUGGUUGAGGGAAGAGAAGGGCAACGUGCCUUGGACACGGUUGUUCCUGUUUUGAUUGCAGUUGGCCCUUUUACAUUAGCCACUUUUAUUGUGCAGAAAAUCAGAGAUAUUCUCUUCUGUGGUCAAUACAUGUAUUGUCCCUG